Molecule: messenger RNA, 1761 nt
Organism: Umbelopsis ramanniana AG
Lineage: Eukaryota; Fungi; Mucoromycota; Umbelopsidomycetes; Umbelopsidales; Umbelopsidaceae
Exons: 3
Coding region: 35-1336 (433 amino acids)
Biological process (GO): carnitine biosynthetic process
Cellular component (GO): mitochondrion
Molecular function (GO): oxidoreductase activity
Source: RefSeq, a predicted model, not a curated record
CACCUUACCUGAAGAUCUAAUAGCCAAGGACAUAAUGCUGGCACGACAUUACUCCAAACUUGUUAAUUCAAGAGUCAUUCACAAACCUCUACGUUACCUUACUACAGUUAGCAGCCAAAAAACUGUUCCCCUCGAAGCAAACGACACUGAGGUUCACGUUGACAGCACCUCGGUCAAGAUUCAGUGGCCAAAAGCAAGCAAUGUGACUCAAGCAGCCCCUCAUACUUCUACAUAUAGCCACCUUUGGCUAAGAGAUAACUGCCAAUGCCCUGAAUGCCUUCACCCGACCAACCGUCAGAAACUGCACUCUUCAGCUGACGUUCCCUUGGAUAUUGUUCCCGAACAAACUACGCUUACAAACGAAGGCCUUGAAAUUACUUGGAAUAAGUCACUCAGACACCACGCGGAUUCGCAGAUACACAAGAGCUUUUACCCUACUUCGUUUUUAUCACAGUACAGCAGCCCAAGUCUUCGUCAACAAUUCCGAUUCAACAACAUGAAAUUUGUCACAUGGGAUCGGGAGUUAAUGGACGCUGAAAACAAAUUUAUUUCAUAUGAGGAGUACAACACAGAACCAGGAUUAUACAAAACACUCAAACAACUCUUCGAUUACGGUAUAGUCUUUUUGAAAGAUGUACCAACGCAUGAUAGCAAGGUCACUGAAGUAGCCGAAAAAAUUGGCAACGUUAGAGAAUCGUUUUAUGGCAGAGAUUUUGAUGUCAAGAGUGUCGCAAAGUCUAAAAAUAUUGCCUACACAUCCCUAUAUCUCGGUUUCCAUAUGGAUUUAUUGUACUACGAAGCCCCUCCUGGUCUUCAGCUCUUGCACAGUUUGAAAAACUCAGUAACGGGUGGAUCAAGCAUUUUUGUAGAUUCAUUCAAGGCAGUAGAGAUCAUGAAAACGGAGCAUUUCGAUGAUUAUACCGCUCUUAAGGAAAUUCCAGUGACAUUUCACUAUGUGAACGAUGGGCAUCAUAUGUAUUACCGGCGCCCAACCAUAGUUGAUGAUAAAGCGCAAGAAGGCGGUUCCUGGGGUAUGCAUGUCAACUAUGCUCCCCCAUUUCAAGGUCCAUUGGAUAUUGAUGAUCCAUUGGAAGCAGCCCGAUUUUACAAAGCAUUCCAAACUUUUGCUGAUAUUAUCGAGGACAGAAACCUUCGGUUUGAGUUGACGUUGCAACCUGGUCAACUAGUGAUCUUUGCAAACCGACGAGUAUUACAUGGACGCACGGCCUUUGAUCCCACCAGUGGUGAUAGACACUUGAAGGGAACAUACGUAGAGCUUGAUUUAUUUAAAGACAAGUUACGUGUAUUGGCCGAAAAGUAUCACAACUCCAUUUAGACAGACACACCGGGUGAUUCAACUUGGUAAAUUAGAUGAUAUAAAAGUUUUAUCUAUUAAAAGUAUAAAGAUGUCGUUAGGGCUUGACAAAUUUGCACUGGGUAAAUAUCCUAUCGGCAUUCAUUUCUAGUUUUCGAUUAGUGGUUUCUCUAUAAAUGUACUCGUUGGAUAUCGUCUGGAAACCUUCUGCUUCGAAACGGCUCUGAACAUCCUCCAGCGAAAAGAAAUAGCUCAUCGUACCUAAAAUAGUGGUUAAAUCGUUGAUACGCAUCGUUGCAUCAUCCAAGUAUCUGUCAAAGCUUACCAUCCUGCCGAACGUAAAAGUUUUCAUCCAAUUUUUUAUCAGACGCUGAACUGAACUUAAUCUGAGCUUCGUCAUAUAACCCAUAAUCUCUAAACAACACCGAACCGCCAUGCUUAAGGAC